This is a messenger RNA of Numida meleagris (helmeted guineafowl), 4080 nucleotides long. It is a transcript of the gene TOLLIP, whose product is annotated as toll interacting protein. Bases 8 to 814 code for a protein of 268 amino acids. Gene Ontology annotation, molecular function: ubiquitin conjugating enzyme binding; ubiquitin binding. Lineage: Eukaryota; Metazoa; Chordata; Aves; Galliformes; Numididae. Gene Ontology annotation, cellular component: cytoplasm. The transcript is spliced from 6 exons. Gene Ontology annotation, biological process: ubiquitin-dependent protein catabolic process. The record is from RefSeq and is a predicted model, not a curated record.
CUGCAGCAUGGGGCGUGCUGAGGUAUUUGUUGGUGAGCUUCCUCAAGAUUUUCUUCGUAUAACUCCAACUCAGCAGCAACAACAAAUCCAACUGGAUGCCCAGGCAGCUCAGCAGCUACAGUAUGGAGGACCAAUGAGUACAGUGGGGAGACUGAGCAUUACUGUAGUACAGGCCAAAUUGGCAAAGAACUAUGGAAUGACCCGCAUGGAUCCAUACUGCCGAAUACGGCUGGGGUAUGCUGUGUAUGAAACCCCCACAGCACAUAAUGGAGCCAAGAACCCUCGCUGGAACAAAGUUAUUCAGUGCACUGUUCCUCCGGGUGUGGACUCUUUUUACCUAGAGAUAUUUGAUGAGCGAGCCUUUUCAAUGGAUGAUCGCAUCGCUUGGACACACAUUACAAUUCCUGAAUCUCUAAAACAAGGAAAUGUGGAGGAUGAAUGGUAUAGCCUGAGUGGAAGGCAGGGUGAUGACAAGGAAGGAAUGAUUAAUCUGGUGAUGUCAUACACGUCUUUGCCAGCUGCUAUGAUGAUGCAGCCCCAGCCAGUGGUUCUGAUGCCCACUGUAUACCAGCAAGGAGUGGGAUAUGUGCCUAUAGCAGGGAUGCCUGCAGUCUGUAAUCCUGACAUGGUACCUGUGGCAAUACCACCUCCUGCAGUCAAUCCUCAGCACCUGUGUAAUGAAGAGGACCUGAAAUCUAUCCAGGACAUGUUUCCCAACAUGGACAGAGAAGUAAUCCGCUCAGUGCUAGAAGCUCAGAGAGGGAACAAGAAUGCAGCUAUCAACUCCUUGCUUCAGAUGACUGAAGAAUCAUAGAAUCACUUCCUGCAUUGUCCCUUUCCUCAAUGCCACUUAUUUUUACUUGCCAAGCCAGGGAUUUAGCUAGAGGAAGAAUUUCCUAACAGUUUGCUGUUAGUGCAUCCUGUAUUCAAGAAUAUAUCCUCUUUUCUCCUUGAACAUUUGGAUCUUUUCACUUUCCUAUGCUAAACUGAGUAUGUACAGGUAGAGAAUGUCCUACAGUACAGUGCUGUAACAUCUUUGGUAUCACCUGUGCCCUUUUUGGCUGUAUUCUGAGGGAAUAAUGCUGCUUUUUUCCUUUCUCUCCCUCUUUUCAAAAACUUGUUCUUUCAGAAUAACUCUAUGCAGUACAGCAUUUACUACUGUUUGUUAGAUUGGAAAAAUUGCUUUUCCGACAGAGGGUUUGCUUUUUAAACAAUAUAUUUGCUGAAGUAUUUAGGCUUAACCAAGCAACCUGUUUAUAGCAGAAUUAAAAGACAAGCCUGCUCCUUGUCCUGCAGUGGUUAGUUACUGCUGUGAAAUAUUCAACUGCUUGUGAUUGAUGGAAGACUUUUGUCUAGUAAGUUAAAUUUCUAAGGUUGAGCUUGUUGGUAUUUCUAAUGAGCAUCUUCCCUUCAAUCUAGUUAUUGAGCACCAAAGCAGUAUGUUAUCUCAUGUGUAUUUAGGGCUUUUAUCUCACCAUAGAAUAUGGUUAUAUAUCUGUAAAAAGUCAUUUGUUAAGAUUUUAACUUGUGUAGUCUACUGCUACAGCAGAGAACAGGACUGAGCCCUAAUGUACUCCCACUGCAAAUUGCACUCAUACUGCUACUUCUGUGUUCCUAUGACUAUUCCAAAGGAUGAACACAGAAGGGCAGAAGGAAAGAUUUUGUACCUGGAGAAUUAAUGAAGCUGUAAAAACUUAAUGUAUUGCUGUUGAUUUAAAAAAAAAAAAACAUAGAAAUCUAGAUCUGUUUAAGGCUUCUUUCUUCACCUCUAUAUUUCAGCAAAAGAGCUAUUUUAUAUUAGUAGACAAACUAUUGUAUUUCUUCAUGUAAUUUGAAAUUAUAAACAUGGAAAGCAGUCUCAGAAUAGAGUGUCAUUGAGUUGCCCAGACACUUGUUGGUUGUGGUUGCUGUAGUCGCAAAAUGGUUGAGGUUGGAGGGCAGCUCUGGAGGUCAUCUGGUCCAACCCAAUUUAUUUGAUACAGAUGGAAAUAGUUCUUUGUGGGAGAAAAUGUAACAUAUCUGACUUAGUCUGAUCCUCAGAGGAGGUUAGAGGUUGCUUGUAUUUAUUAUUAGUGGUUUUUUUCCAGGAAACCAUGCAUCUUGGAGCUGCAGAAUCGUACAGUAGGCACCAGUUAUCCCGUUGGAUAAGUUUCUGCAGUGUCUGUUUUUGUAGAUGACAAAGUAAUGCACUUUAAGUAGUAUGUACCAGUUUAUUUUUUCAGUGAUGUGCAAUGUUGCUGUUUUAUCUUUUUUAAUGUUUGAUUUCAGAUACUUUCUACAAUAGCCAUAAACUGUUACAUUUUCAAGAGUAGGAAUGAAUGUACACUUGAAAUCCAGGCUCUUAACUGAUUCAUGAGAACUUUAAAGCAGAGUCUGGAAAUAGGGCAAAGGGACCCUUAUUCUCUUUUUUUCUUCAAACUCUGCUGCAUGUCACACACUUAAAAUAUUCUUUCAUAUCUGCUGAAAAGCUGGUUUUUUUUCUUGCCUACGCAUAAGAAAUCUUUAGGUAGCACUGGUGGUCAAAUAUGAAUAUUUAUUUUUUUAUGAUGAAAAAUGAUGCUGAAACUUUAAAGUACGGUAUCCAAAACUAUCCUGGUUCCUGAUCUUUUAAAGCUGUUUUUUCAUAAUAAACAACUUUACAUUUUGUUACAAAUCCCCCUACAGUUGUAAAUUUACCCUUGAAAGCAUAAAUAUCCUUACACAUCGUCCCGUGGUCUUAAUGAGAUUCAAGGGUACAGCUUUUGUGCUUUAGUAGGAGAGUCCCUGUAUUUUUUCUAAAAUAAAGCGGAUGUUCAUCAAGAAACUAGUCUUGUACCUUCCAUCCAGUUACUGUAAGUGUUGUGAUUAAAUAGGUGUGGAGGCCUUUGGUGUUUGUCUUCAUAGUACAGAAACUUGACGUUGUUGCACAAGAGGGUGAAUAUUCAUGAAGUUUUAACUCAGCUAUCUCCAGGAAGACUCCCCUGUGCUGACUUUCACUGAAAGUGAAUUGAUAGAGAUGUAACGAUUCAGGGAAAAUGUAUAUAUUGGGUGUUUUUAUAUUAGAAUGCUGGGAUCCUCAGUAACAGCUUUUUAUAAAAGCAGCAGUCGCAGUUCAACUUAAUGGGUGGUAAAUUGUACUGCAUCCUGUGACAGCUCCAUCUCAAGGUCUGAAUAAACACUUUUCAAUUCUAACCAUCGGGAGGAAUGAGAAUGUUAGGUUAGCUAGGCUUAUUCAUAAACUAGGUUCCAGGCCUCUGAGCAAACUGUAGCUCCUGUUAAAAUUUUUUUGCUGUCAUUGUUUUUUAUGCAAAUGUUAUGCAAAAUAGGGUAGGUAGGAGCUGAAGACAGGAGAUUUAGGUGUGGUAUGGCCAGUAGACGGGUUUCAACGUGUUAAACUGUACUCAUAUGCUGUUCUUGGGAUUUUUAUCUUGAUUUAAUUAAGCAUUAUAGCUGAAACUUUUAUUUCAAGAUCUUCUCCUUAUAGAAACAACACUGAUCGUGAUCCUACUCAGCUUUUCAGCAUACAUAGCCUCUCAGGCAAUCUGCUCAUUCAAGUUUGAAUUGGAGAGAGGUGAAUAAAGGUGGGAGUAGGCUGGUUUUCCUAGAGUCUGUGAAAUGAAAGCAUUGGAACCAAAAGUCUCAUUCUUGAUUAUAAAUUGUCGUUAUUGUUGUGGCUUUUGAUGAAGCGCUAAUGGGAUGAUACUAUCUGACACUGUUCUUCUGCUCAACAGCUUCAAGCAGCUUGGAGCCAAAGCCAGAUGUAAAAGCCUGGCACCUGCUAGAAGUGAAUGCUUUUAGUACUAAAUUGAGUCCUGCCAAGAGCCUGAACUUGCUAAGAAUAGGAACAUUUUUUGUCUAGCUAGAUCCUUGCUGCUUUCUUCUCUACUGCUGUUUGCAUCUGUUGAUGGUACUGAAUGUUUUUUCCCUUAAAAAUGUUAUUGCUUCUUUGGUUGAUCUGUAAUACAAUACAGAGGAUGUUUUUUGCUGUAAUAAUUCUGAAGACGUUGUUUCUCUCUGUAUUGAGGUCCAGUGUCCAAAUGUUUCUUGCACUCUAGAAUACAUUAACAUUUUUGUUCUAAUUUAAUAAAUGUAUCAUCUAAA